Messenger RNA from Anopheles nili, 2882 nucleotides. RefSeq lists its product as uncharacterized. Gene Ontology annotation, molecular function: serine-type endopeptidase activity. Gene Ontology annotation, biological process: proteolysis. The transcript is spliced from 5 exons. The coding region runs from base 1 to 2601 and encodes 866 amino acids. Lineage: Eukaryota; Metazoa; Arthropoda; Insecta; Diptera; Culicidae. The record is from RefSeq and is a predicted model, not a curated record.
AUGAAUAAUGUGCGCCACUCUGCCGUAGCCGCCGUCUGCUUGCCAGUUCUAGUGAUCUUCUUAUGGGUUCCAGUGCACGAGACUUACAGUAUUCCUCAACAACAGUCGACAGCGCUGUUAGGUAGCAGCUUGCUGAUAAGGCCCAUCGAGGCCGGAAGUGACAAUGCUGGCCCAAAACUCACCCCUCGGAAGCUUCCGACACAGCGGCCGCAGCUUUUCAUCCCCGAGCAGCCACCGGUGGCCGUGGAUAGCCCCGAUUCCGGUGGCGUUGCCGAUCAUGAUGAGAUCGAUCGAAGCUACCGGAAGGUGAAGAAAAUCAUCAAACAUCGCAGGCAUCCUGUACCGCGACGGGUUAAACCAGGCUCGCCAGGUUGGUCCCACCGGAAGCGACGGUUCAAUCCGCACCUCUACACACCGUUUACCAAAUGGGGGCCGUGCGAUUACUAUUGCCACCAGAAGCGGGAACGCUACUGCAUCGCGAAGCGAAAAUGUGGCAAUCACAUCCAGACGGAGGAGCGAAUCUGCCCGAAGAACAUUUGCGUACCGCUGCACAUUCCACCCAUUCCGACCGUACACAUAGAGGAUAUCAAAGAGGAGCACCAUUCGCCGGCUCAUCCGCUGAAUCAGUUCACGAUCGUAAACUUCGACGGGCACGUGCAGAAGCAGCUGCAGCAGUACGGCAAGAAGAAGAAAAAGAUCAUCAUCCAGGAGGACGACGAGUGGGACGAUUCCGACAGCGACACUGACUACGUGAUACUGAAGAGUCCGUCCGCGAAAUAUCCUGCGUUCCAUCGCAAGGAAGAGCUGCUAUCGCAAAUGAUGAAGGGCAAACCGUUGCUGAUCAACCUGGACGAUUUCGACGACAAGCGGCUCCUGUCGCCGAGCUUUGGGCUCGCUCCACACUACGAUAAUGGGUACGAGACGGCUGCACACAAGUUUGUGAAGUAUCCACGUCAUCAGCAACAACAGCAUCAUCUGCCGCGAAGGCCUCCGUCCAAGCUGAGCGAUUACUUUGAGGAUUAUUACGAUCACCUGUACCGUGAUGGGACGGGAUUCGCGAACCGAAAGGGCGAAGAGGACCCGGAAAAUGGCGAACAGGAGGACUGGCGUCCGAUCAUUCCGAAUGUGAACGCCAGCAGGUAUAGCGGUGUCAUUCGUCAGACCACGGAAACGAUCGUACCGAAGGUGAUGAACGUUUCCUCCAGCACUCAGCGCUACCAGCGGCAGUUGUUGGAUUCGUUCUCGACUGCAACGACUGGUGCAACGGAAAGUCGGCAUUCGAAACGGGAGGUGUUGUAUCAGGAACCGAACAAAUCCAUCGAGGAUCCGUCGGGUAUGGUCCGAUCGGGACCGGCGCAGUAUCAAAAACGAGCACGUGAAAAGGCCGUCUUUGAGAUGCCCCGGAAGGUGGAGAAUCCGUACACCAAGUGGAGCAAAUGGACGAAAUGUACGGCCAAGUGCACGACGAGACGAUUGAAACGCUGUCGGAUCCCUUCCUUUUGCGGGAACGAUGUGAUUCGUGAGAUCGCCUACUGCUACACCGAGGGCAGCUUUUGUGAGGAGUGGAUCGGUAACCAGCUGUACCAGAACAGCCGCAACAUCGUUAUUCCGCUGAUGCCUCCUAGCACGACGACAACCACCACGACUACGACCACGACGACGACGACAACGCCCAGACCCACCAGACCGAGAAAACCACAUCCGAACGUCUGGAAUCGGAGUGAUUCGGUGUCAAUUCCUAACACCAUCUCCGCCCAGAUCUUCUCCAACCGGCGGGGCAUUCUGCAGCCGGAGUAUAUGCCGCAGCAGCUGACCUGCGGUUUGCCGAUGGUGCGAGACAAGCCAAAGAAGAACUAUCUCAACAAUAUGCUGCGCAUCAUCGGGGGAAAGACGAGCCGCCGGGGACAGUGGCCUUGGCAGGUGGCAAUCUUGAACCGUUUUAAGGAGGCGUUUUGUGGUGGAACGUUGGUGUCCUCGCGCUGGAUCCUGACUGCAGCGCAUUGCGUACGGAAGCGUUUGUUUGUGCGACUCGGUGAGCAUAAUCUUCAUCAAGCGGAUGGUACGGAGAUCGAGUUCCGGGUCGAGCUGAGCAUUAAGCAUCCGCGGUAUGACAAGAAAACGGUCGACAACGACGUGGCGCUGCUAAAACUUCCGCGAGAAGUGGAACGGUCAAACUUUAUCGGGUAUUCGUGCCUUCCGGAGCGGUACCAAGCGCUUCCAACCGGACACACGUGUACCAUCAUCGGUUGGGGCAAGAAGCGCCAUAACGAUGACGCCGGAACGGACAUUUUGCAUGAAGCGGAAGUACCGAUCGUACCGAACGAACGGUGUCGAGCCGUGUACCAUGAUUACACUAUCACGAAGAAUAUGUUCUGUGCCGGGCACAAGCGCGGGCGGAUCGAUACGUGUGCGGGCGAUUCUGGGGGUCCGUUGCUGUGCCGUGACGCAACCAAGUUGAACAGUCCCUGGACCAUCUACGGUAUUACGAGCUUCGGGGAUGGGUGUGGGAAGCAGAACAAGUUUGGAAUCUACACCAAGGUGCCCAACUACGUCGACUGGAUCUGGUCCGUGAUCAACUGCGACGGAAACUGUCGAACGUGAGCAAUGAACACAAAGCGAAAAAAACAUCCCUCCCAAUCUAGGGGUGCCGGAGGAAGUGGAAAAGGAAAGUUAAAGAUUCUCCGAAAUAUUAACUUAUUAGCACCGCAAUGUGCCGGAACGGGGUGGCGGUGGCACCCGGCAGGAAAGUUUGUCGGAACGUUCCUUCACCAAGGACCGGUACGCGACGAACAAGGAUCUUUGAUAAUUAUUUAUUUGCGAAUAAGCCCGAUUACUGUGUAUAGUUUAUUUACUGUCUAAAGAAAUAAAGUGAUAAUUACAGG